Messenger RNA from Lotus japonicus, 3373 nucleotides. RefSeq lists its product as uncharacterized. The record is from RefSeq and is a predicted model, not a curated record. Gene Ontology annotation, cellular component: CCR4-NOT complex. Gene Ontology annotation, biological process: protein ubiquitination. The transcript is spliced from 13 exons. Bases 172 to 3198 code for a protein of 1008 amino acids. Lineage: Eukaryota; Viridiplantae; Streptophyta; Magnoliopsida; Fabales; Fabaceae. Gene Ontology annotation, molecular function: ubiquitin-protein transferase activity; RNA binding.
CUCUCUCUUUUAAAAUAAAAACACACCUUGUGGUUUUCUCUGCCUCUUACCCUGUUGCUCGCUCUCAUUCUGCGUCGUCUCCGUUAUCGUGCGCUGCGCUUCUCGAACAAUCUCCACCUCACAGUUCCCACUUCUUCUUCUUCCCGAUCUUUCCACCACUCCAGUGCAAUCAUGAGUGACGAAGGAGAAAGGUCAUGCCCUCUCUGUGCUGAAGAGAUGGAUUUGACUGAUCAGCAGUUGAAACCAUGCAAAUGUGGCUAUGAGAUAUGUGUCUGGUGUUGGCAUCACAUAAUGGACAUGGCUGAAAAGGAUGACACAGAGGGACGAUGCCCUGCAUGUCGUUCUCCAUAUGAUAAGGAAAAGAUUGUCGGGAUGGCUUCAAACUGUGACAGAUUGUUGGCUGGGGUCCAUAUGGAAAGAAAAACGAAGAGCCAGAAAGCAAAAUCUAAAUCAUCUGAAGGACGGAAGCAGCUCAGUAAUGUGCGAGUGAUUCAGCGGAAUCUUGUUUACAUAAUGGGAUUGCCCCUCAAUCUGGCAGAUGAAGAUCUUCUCCAGCGGCGGGAGUAUUUUGGCCAGUAUGGGAAGGUCUUAAAAGUGUCAAUGUCCCGGACAGCAGCUGGUGUUGUUCAGCAGUUUCCGAACAAUACUUGUAGUGUAUAUAUUACUUAUUCAAAGGAAGAAGAAGCAAUUCGAUGCAUUCAAAAUGUACAUGGAUUUGUUUUGGAGGGUAGACCUUUAAGGGCUUGUUAUGGAACCACUAAAUAUUGUCAUGCAUGGCUCAGAAACAUGCCUUGCAGCAAUUCGGAUUGUCUAUAUCUGCAUGAGAUUGGCUCUCAAGAAGAUAGUUUCAUAAAAGAUGAUAUAGUUUCUGAAUGCACUAGAAGCCGUCUUCAACAAAUUACCGGUGCUGCAUACAAUUUGCAACGGCGGUCAGGGAAUGUACUGCCUCCUCCAAUGGAUGAUUGUGCAAAUAAUUCUUCAGGAAACCCCAUUGUGAAAAACGCUUCAAAUAAUUCAGUUAGCAUUGUAAGAGGUUCGCCUCCUAAUGGAAGUUCUGGGAGGCCUAUGGCUCUUCCUGCUGCUGCAUGGGGUACACGGGCUACAAAUUGUAAGCCAGCUGCUGGAGGUGUGUUAUGUCCAAAUGGAGUGUCCAAUCCCAAACCUGAUCCAAUCAGCAGUACCCUACCCUUUUCCUCAGCUGUUGUAGGCACAAAUCAGGCUUCAAUACAAAGUGGUGCGGCAAAGAGACCACCGUCAAGUGAUGGGAGUCAUAGUAUUACACCUGGAGUCAAUAAUAAUAGCAUAGAUGUCCUUGGCAGUGCUUGUGAAAAAAAAUUGCCUUCUGAUGUUUCUUCAACACCUGUGAAUUUGAACAGCCAGUUGUCUUCUCUACCAUUAGCUAAAGAUUCUGAUAGAGGGAGAUGUUCUACAUCAGAGACAACAAAUUCUAUUGGCAGCUUUGGUCAUGAGGAAGCAAUUACUUCUACCAAUGAAGAGAUUCAGAAUUUGUCCUAUGAGUUGUCCUCUGGAAACACUGAUAGAAAUGCCCUAAAUGAACACCACAACCUAUCCAAACCUAGCAGCCCACCUCCUGAUAAUGUCCUGGUUAAUUCUAUGCAAUCUCACAGAUCACAGUAUAAUGCUGACAAAUUUAGUGAUCCGGUAAUAACAAAUACUGACAGUAAAGGUGCUAUAUCAGAUAAUGAGGUUCGUACAUUGAAGGAAGAAUAUAAUUUGAGAUUGGAUUCUCAAUCUCAAGUAGUAUCAGAUAAUGCUGAAGUGGAAGAUGAUGUGACGUCUUUUGAUAAUCAGAGACUUAAGGAUCCAGAAGUUUUGUGUCGUUCUUAUUUGCCAAAGUCGAGUUCCCUUAGUGUCUCCAACCAUUCAAGUCCUCAUAUUCUGCAGCAUGGGGAACCUUGUACUGUUAUAAAUGCUGGUUCUUUAGCUGCAGAUAAUAAAAAUGGGGAUGACUCACUAUUACAUGGGUCUAAUGUAUUAGGCAAUGGACAUCCUGAGAAAUUGGUCAGCACCAACUCUUAUGGGUUGCUUCAUGAGGAAAGGAACGAGCAAUGCAUUGGAAGAUUAGUUAGUGAAGCAGUUAAUUGUGGAAGUGAUGCUGCUGUGGAUAAGGGCGAGAGUAGUAUAAUUUCAAAUAUAUUGUCCAUGGAUUUUGAUACCUGUGAUGACUCACUAAUAUCAUCUGAGAGGUUGGCCAAGCUGUUGGGUGACAACAUCAACAACCAGAAUGGCCCGCUAAAGAAAUCUAGUUCUUGGAAAGUUCAAAGUAAUCAAUCAAGAUUCUCUUUUGCAAGACAGGAGGAAUCCAAAAUCCAAGCCUUUGAUGUACAUCCAUCUUAUGGUGCCAACCAACAAUUUCCAAAGAGCCCCUCACUCUUCCAGGGUUUUAUGGAAAGAGACUUGUCUUUGGAUAGGCUGGGUAUUGCAAAUGGCUUUCAUGCCAAUAACCUUGAGGAAUCUGGAAAUCUAGGCAAUGGUCUUUUUGUUGCUUCUUCUAAUAAGCCUUCCUCUGUUUCAAGAGCGCAGUUUUCAGCACCGCCAGGAUUUUCAGUUCCAAGCAGGCCACCACCUCCUGGUUUCUCCUCUUAUGAGAGAAUGGGGCAGGCUUUUGACUCUACUUCUGGUAAUUCAUUGCUUGACACAUCUUUUUCACUGAGAAAUUCAUAUCAGACACCCUCAACUGGAAAUGUUGGUGGCGCAGGAGACAUUGAAUUUAUGGAUCCUGCUAUUUUGGCAGUUGGUAAAGGGAGACUUCAAGGUACACUAAACAGCCCAUCACUGGACGUUCCAUCCAAUUAUUCCUCACAGUUGAACUACUUUGAAAAUGAGGCCAGACUUCAAUUAUUGAUGCAAAGAUCUCUCUCACCACAGCAAAACCUUCGCGGGAAUUCUUUUUCUCCGCUUGGUAAUUCUUAUGGCAUUUCUUCACAGUUAGAUCAAACACAAGCCAGUAAUCUGGCAUCAUAUCCUCAGUUGUCCCUGCAGCAAUCUCAUGAUGCAGUCUUUCCAAAUGGCCAAUGGAAUGGGUGGAAUGAAAUGCAGAGCAGUAAUAAUCUUAGUGUAGCUGAGCUUCUGAGAAAUGAGAGACUUGGAUUUAGCAAAUUUUAUAGAGGAUUUGAUGAUUCAAAAUAUCAGAUGCCAAAUUCUGGAGAUCUGUACAACAGGACAUUUGGGAUUUGAACUUAUUGGCUGUAUUUAUAGACUAUAUUUCACAAUGUUGACCAAGGUAAAGCCAAGCCUGAAAUGGACAAACACAAAUUUUCCCGUGUUGUCAAAGGUGAUGGGUCCAGUGCAUUACAUGAUGAGUCUUUUGGGCUACUACCCGAUGAUGAAACUCUUAAAAAGUGCAGUUUUU